UGUGUGUGUGUGUGUGUGUGUCUGUGUCUGUGUGUGAAAGAGAGAGAGUGAGAGUGUGUGUGUGUGUGUGUCCUGCUGGGAUUUGCUCAGAGUCUGAUACACAUAAUAUUUUGUGAGUUUUAGUAGAUUUGUUUUGGUUCGGUCACUUCAGGUUGAGUUUGAAUUGUGUUUCUGUUUCAGCAGCUGAAUGUUUCUGAGUUUUGAAUGGACAAAAACAGAAGUUAAUUAUUGUAAUGGGGCUCAUGUGAGAGAGAGACAGAUCACAUUAACAAAUUCCACAGACAGACAGAAAGACAGCCAGUGGUGUUUGACACAAGAGACUGGGGUUAUCGUCAUGGUAAAGAAUGGAGCUUGAGCUAACGGUGAUCACAGUGAGGUAGAGAGAGAAGGACAGAUAGUGUCAGCACUGCAGUGAUUGGCAGACAGAUGGCAGACAGUUGGUAGAGUCAGUGCCAUGUGUCUGCGCUCUUCAUCUGCAGCUCAACACUGACAGCAGCAACGCUUCAGCACAGGAGACAAUGGAGGAAAAGACCAAAAAUGAUGAAACGGCACACACAGACAGCAGUGACGUCAAAGCUCCACCUGAACAGCAUCUGACGGCUUGUUUGAUCAGUGCAGCGUUUUUCGGCGCUCUUGGCUCGUCGUUUCUAUAUGGAUACAACCUGUCUGUGGUCAAUGCUCCGGCUACUUACAUCAAGAGCUUCUACAAUGAGACGUGGAUCAGUCGUUACAACGAGCCAAUAGGAGUUGAGACAGUCACCCUAUUGUGGUCCAUCACCGUGUCCAUCUUUGCCAUUGGUGGUCUGGUUGGGGCGCUCACAGUCUCUUUCCUCAUUAAAGUGUUGGGCAGGAAAGGAACUCUUCUGGCCAAUAAUGCUCUGGCACUGAUUGCUGCACUCCUAUUGGCUCUUGGAGAGAUGGCUGGAUCCUUUGAGAUGCUCAUUAUUGGUCGAUUCAUCAUCGGCAUGGAUUCAGGUGUCUCUCUGAGUGUGUUGCCGAUGUAUCUCGGUGAGAUUUCUCCUCGACAGGUUCGUGGUUCUGUCGGUCAGUUUCAUGCCAUCUUCAUCUGUCUGGGGGUUUUCAUUGGUCAGGUGCUCGGAUUGCCUGAGAUAUUUGGACAGGAAAGCCGAUGGAACUUCCUUUUCGGGUUCUUGGCGGUUCCUGCGCUGCUUCAGUUGUGUGUUCUGCCGUUUCUUCCUGAGAGUCCGAGAUUCCUGCUGAUGGAGCGGCGAGACAAGGUGCAAGCGGAGAGAGCGUUCCAGGCAUUUCUAGGUCGUACAGACGUGUCUCAUGAGAUGGAGGAAGUUCACGCAGAGAGUCGCAGUCAGAACACACAGCGGACAGCGUCCGUGCUGGAAUUGUUACGGAACAGAGCGGUUCGCUGGCAGCUCAUCACGGUGAUCGUGGUCAUGAGCUGCUACCAGCUCUGCGGACUCAACGCUAUCUGGUAUUACACUAAUGGGAUCUUUGAGGGAGCUGGAUUCACAAAGUCCCUCAUUCCAUACAUCACACUGUGCACGGGCGGCAUCGAGACACUGGCAGCCAUCAUAUCUGGUUUAGUGAUUGAGAAAGUCGGUCGGAGGCCAUUAUUAAUAUUUGGUUUCUCAGCAAUGGCUGUUUGCUUCAGUCUGCUGACUGUAUUCCUGCAUUUCCAGGAGCAGUACUCAUGGAUGCCGUAUCUCAGUUUUGUCUCCAUUCUGGCUCUGAUCGCCUCAUUCUGCUCUGGCCCAGGUGGCGUUCCAUUUGUUUUGACGGGUGAGCUGUUUGAACAGUCAUAUCGUCCGGCAGCGUUCAUGAUAGCCGGAACUGUCAACUGGGUCUCAAACUUCGCUGUGGGACUGCUGUUCCCCUUCAUACAGGAGGCGCUGCAGACGUUUGCCUUCCUGCUGUUCAUGGUGGUUUGUGUGGCGGGAGCCGUUUACCUGCUUGUCGUUCUGCCAGAAACCAAAAACAAAACAUUCAUGGAGAUCAGCCAGAGUUUCACUAAGAUGAAUGGCGUGUCCGAUCAGCCACGAGACCAAGACAUGCAUGAUGCGCUGGACUGCAGCAAACGGAAAGCGCCGGACGCACACAACAACGCCAGUGGACUCGACACGGCCGAUGUGGAGAUGGAGAGUUCAUUCUGAAGGGCUUCAAUUCACUGGAUUCUGUACAAACGUUCAAACCUUUCCUAUAAGAGGAUCAGAAUUGGCUGGUGUUUGCUGCUGGUUUGAGGCUGCUACAGAUGGUUGACCAUUUACAUUUACAUUUAGUCAUUUAGCAGACGCUUUUAUCCAAAGCAGCUUACAAAUGAGGAACAUAAGCACCAUGUUUUUUCACUGGUGAUGCUUGUUGCCCAAGUAAGUUUAAGCUAGUUAAGAAGUGCUGGUGUUUCAUUGUUCAGAUGAGUUUCAGCUCUGUUUUAUGACUGAAAUAAUCAGAAAACACAAAUGUUGUUUAAGAAACACACAUAUGUAAAAGCUAAGGUGUGCGUUCGACUGUAUAUUGUGUGUGUGUGUGUGUGUGUGUGUGUGUGUGUUGUGUAUGAAUCAGUCAUUGAGGAGGAUUUAAAAACAGAACAAUUGUUCAUCAAACAACAAAUUUGGAGAUUUUAAAUCUGCUUUUGUAAUAUGGUUUAUAAUUGAUUUUCAGAGUUUGUGAUGUCAUAAGGGCAUUAAUAGGACAGACAUCAUUAAAACAGAAAAGUGAUGAAAUGACCAAAAAAAAUUAUUUGUCUAAACCAAGUUUUUGCAACAUAUUUUACUAUUUUACUGUAAUAAGAAUUCAUUGAGAAAAAGUGGAGGGUGGAGCUUGAUUUAAUCCACCAGGAAUUGAUUGGAUGAUGUAAAGUGGGCGUGUCAUUGAGCUGAAUGUGAGUUUUUGCAGUGGAUUGUGUUGGACUGAAACACCGCCAUCUUUAGAGGAAACUGAAGUUCAUCCUCUUCAGCAUCAACACAUAUCACAAUGGUAAUGCUGGUUUUGGGUGAGACCAAAACAUAACUCCUUUAUCAUUGUACAUCCUGACAGCAGUCUCCUUGGUGAUUGACAUUUCAAGCUCGAUUACACUUCCUAUAGCGCCAUCUCUGCACAUGCGUCAAGCACUAGGAAGUGUAAUCAAGCUUCAAAUCAUGAUCAUGCCUAAAGACUGCAGUGGCAAGACGUACAGUGAAAAAGGAGUUAUUUUUUGGUCUGUUCUCACCCACACCUAUCAUAUCACUUCUGAAGACAUGGAUUAAACCACUGGAGUCUUAUGGAUUACUUUUAUGCUGCCUUUAUGUGCUUUUUGGAGCUUCAAAGUUCUGGUCACCAUUCACUUGCAUUGUAUGGACCUACAGAGCUGAAAUAUUCUUCUAAAAAUCUUCAUUUGUGUUCUGCAGAAGAAAGAAAGUCAUACACAUCUGGGAUGACAUGAGGGUGAGUAAAUGAUGACAGAAUUUUCAUUUUUCGGUAUAACUAUUCCUUUAAUUUUAGAGGUGGAAGUUACAGUGUUGCAUAAAUAUAUAAAGAAAUCAUAUACAGUAUAAAACAAACGUUGGCCAAUAAAUAAGCGUGUAUUUUGGGUUGUGCAGUUGUGUAUUUCCCUUUACUGAAAGUGUAAAAUGUAUUGGUUUGUUGUAUUUACAAAGCUGUGAAAACAUGGUGUGCUGCAGCCCCCGAGCACCCCCACUUCCUGCGCCCCUGUGUCUCUCUCACACACACCAAAAAACAAAUUAAUUUGUGUCAAAAUAGAGUUUGAUUGGACAAUGGACCUUUGACAUUAACAGCAAAAGAUAUGUGUUUUUAAAGUUAAUAACACUUUUUAUUGUACUAUUGUAAGUAUGCAUGAUUAUACAGUUAGAAGCAUUGUACUGUAUGCUUUCUGUGACUGUAGAAGCAUUGCUUUAUUACAUGAAUAUACCAGCAUUAAAUCACUGUG
Myxocyprinus asiaticus (Chinese sucker) is the source of this 3895-nucleotide messenger RNA. RefSeq names its product solute carrier family 2 member 9, like 2 (gene slc2a9l2). NCBI's taxonomy places the organism in Eukaryota, Metazoa, Chordata, Actinopteri, Cypriniformes, Catostomidae. The record is from RefSeq and is a predicted model, not a curated record. Gene Ontology annotation, molecular function: hexose transmembrane transporter activity. Bases 519 to 2126 code for a protein of 535 amino acids. Gene Ontology annotation, cellular component: membrane. Gene Ontology annotation, biological process: monosaccharide transmembrane transport. The transcript has 15 exons.